CAGAUCCACGCGGCGCACCACUUUUUGCUGUGCGGGUUCCUGAGUCCCAAGUCCAAUGUCCGCACCGAUGAGUACGGCGGCAGCCUGGAGAACCGGAUGCGGCUAAUCCUCGAGAUUGGGCGCGAGGUACACCGCCGGACGCCACCCGACUUCGUCCUCGGCAUCAAGAUCAACAGCACCGAGUUUCAGGACACGGGGUUGGUGACGGCCGAGGCCAACUCGUUGUGCCAGCAGCUCGAGGCCCACCGCUUUGACUUUGUCGAGCUGAGCGGGGGCUCGUACGAAAAGGUCAUGUACUCGCACCUCCGCGAAACCACCAAGAAGCGCGAGGCCUUUUUCCUCGAGUUUGCCGAUCGCAUUGCGCCCGGCCUGACCCGGACAAAGGUCUUUGUGACGGGUGGCCUGCGGACCGUGGGCGGCAUGGUGUGCGCGCUCGACACGGUCGACGGCAUUGGGCUCGGCCGGCCGCUGACGGACGAGUGGCACCUUUGCAAGGACAUUCUCGAGGGCCGCGUCGAUGGCGCCGUGGUGCCUCAGAUUGACCCUGGCGAAUUUUGGCUCGCGUUGAUGGCUGGGAAUCGAAAUAUGCGACUGGUGGGCAUGGGCCUGGAGCCUGCGCCUUUGUGGAAAAAGGAGGUGAUUGAUCAGCUGCGGUCGGGAUACAAGGAGUGGACAGAGAACAAGAGUACGGAAAAGGAGUUGGGUUACUACGAGGUUUUCGAUGCUGGAUUUGCAACAAAUGGGCAAGUUUGA
This is a messenger RNA of Pseudomassariella vexata, 753 nucleotides long. RefSeq lists its product as uncharacterized. NCBI's taxonomy places the organism in Eukaryota, Fungi, Ascomycota, Sordariomycetes, Amphisphaeriales, Pseudomassariaceae. Gene Ontology annotation, molecular function: FMN binding; oxidoreductase activity. The transcript has a single exon. The record is from RefSeq and is a predicted model, not a curated record. The annotation marks the transcript as partial.